Hevea brasiliensis (rubber tree) is the source of this 2036-nucleotide messenger RNA. RefSeq names its product probable pectate lyase 8. The transcript is spliced from 7 exons. The record is from RefSeq and is a predicted model, not a curated record. Gene Ontology annotation, molecular function: pectate lyase activity. Lineage: Eukaryota; Viridiplantae; Streptophyta; Magnoliopsida; Malpighiales; Euphorbiaceae. The coding region runs from base 114 to 1469 and encodes 451 amino acids.
GUUGCAGCUAUUUUCUCUGACUAGACACUCGUUCUUUCAAUCCUCUCCGCUUUUUCCCUUUUACUUUCUCUGCUACAUUAACAUUACUAACAGAGGAAAAAGAGAGAGAGGAAAUGGUGUCAAUGGCGGUGCCUUCCAAGUGGGUUUGUGUUUGCGCGGCGGUGCUUGUGCUCAUGUUCGUCGGAGUUGCAGCCACUGUUCGGAACGACGGGAUAUCUGGUCUUUCCAGGAAUGAGGAAACAGAGAAGUUGCAGAGUUCCAAGAAUUCAUCAAUGGCUGCAAGUUCUGGAGAAGAUAUUGACGCCUGGAAAAAUGAGCACGCAGUUGAUGACCCAGAAGAGGUGGUUGCCAUGGUCGAAAUGAGCAUACGCAACAGUACUGAAAGGAGGAGGCUUGGCUAUUUCUCAUGUGGAACUGGUAAUCCUAUUGAUGAUUGCUGGCGCUGUGACCCCAAUUGGGAGAAAAACCGCAAGCGCCUUGCUGAGUGUGGAAUUGGUUUUGGCAGAAAUGCCAUUGGAGGCCGCGAUGGUCCGUUCUAUGUAGUUACCGAUCCCAGUGAUGAUGACCCCGUCAACCCAAAGCCUGGAACUUUGCGUCACGCUGUGAUCCAGGAUGAGCCCUUGUGGAUUGUGUUCAAAAGGGACAUGGUGAUCCAAUUGAAGCAGGAACUUAUCAUGAACAGCUUCAAGACAAUUGAUGGCCGUGGGGUUAAUGUCCAUAUUGCUAAUGGAGCGUGCAUCACCAUCCAAUUUAUUACGAAUGUGAUCAUUCAUGGUCUCCACAUUCAUGACUGCAAGCCCACUGGUAAUGCUAUGGUUAGAAGCUCACCUGAUCAUUAUGGGUGGAGGACAAUGGCUGAUGGCGAUGGCAUCUCUCUUUUUGGAUCAAGCCACAUAUGGGUCGACCACAAUUCCCUUUCUCAUUGCGCUGAUGGCCUUGUUGAUGCUAUCAUGGGUUCGACAGCCAUUACCAUCUCCAACAACCACUUCACUCACCACAAUGAGGUGAUGCUGUUGGGCCACAGUGAUUCCUAUACGAGAGACAAGCAAAUGCAAGCAACCAUCGCGUACAACCAUUUUGGGGAGGGACUUAUCCAGAGAAUGCCAAGGUGCAGACAUGGAUACUUCCAUGUAGUUAACAACGACUAUACUCACUGGGAGAUGUAUGCCAUUGGUGGAAGUGCAAAUCCCACCAUCAAUAGUCAGGGCAACAGAUACAAUGCACCAACUAACCCUUUUGCAAAGGAGGUGACAAAGAGGGUGGAAACAGCUGCAGGCGUAUGGAAGAACUGGAAUUGGAGGUCAGAGGGUGACCUUCUGCUGAAUGGCGCUUAUUUCACUCCAUCUGGAGCUGGAGCUUCAGCUAGCUAUGCUCGUGCUUCAAGCUUGGGUGCCAAGUCUUCUUCCAUGGUUGGAUCAAUGACUGCUAAUGCAGGUGCUCUUCCAUGCCGCACGGGACGCUUAUGCUAAUACACUCUGAUCAAUUAAUUUUGGCCAAAAUACGCCGUUUAAUUUCUGCUUUUUUUUUAGCCAUUUUUUCUUUCAGGUCCUACCUCUAUGCAUUACCAAAUGUAUUGGCAAGUGUACAUUUUUUACGCAUGUCAUUGUAUUUUACACCCAUAUUUUCUGCAUUCCCGUUUGCCUCUCUGUUACUUCUCAACCUCGGCCUGCUUCAACCCCAAAAGAAAAAAAGAAAAAACCCCAAUUCAAUUCUUCUAGGAGCAGGUGCAGAAGCGUUGUUCUUUUUUUCAGUUGCCCUGUGCCCUUUCCUUCUAACCACCAUUGAAGCAAUCCUUUGGGUCUACAGUGUCAGUCUUUCUAGUCUUUUGAGUCUAUAGGAUUUGGAUGAAUUUGUGUUUUUGUUUUUACUUUUUGUCUAGUGAUACAAGCAGUUGCCUGGAUUUCAAGUUUUCGUUAUAGAAGAUGCAUCGAUAUAACAGUGAUGCUCUUUAUCUUUUACCCUCUUGUUAUUUGUUAUGCUAUUUUUUAUUUUUGCCUCUGUUAAUGGAAGCAACAGGCUCCCACUUUGUUAUCGCU